AUGGCCGAGUUCGUGAUUGUCAAAGUGAGUGUGGACACUUCAACUACUUUCUGUGUUCUUUGGCUUUGCUGCUCUCGGCGGCAUCUAUCCUUUGAGGGCUCAAAAAUGGCAACUGCAAAUCUACAACAACGACAACCCAGGCUGUUCCACAAGUUUAGCACUGAAGUUCGACCAUCUGAUAUGGUACAAAGAGAUGAUCUUCGAUUGAUGGCACGCUCAUUCGAGGAUAUAGCCGAGUCAGAGGAGGAGGAUAUUCAACUCCCAGAGCGAAUUUCACCUGAUGGGCGAUCACCAUUUGCUGUCACUUGCGAAUCUCCCUUUGCUGAACGGCGCGGAACUUCCUCUCAAAAGCUGAGCCCAACCUGCGCGAGAGAGUUUGUUGUUCCACGCCUAUGUCGUGGAUCUUCGGAUCCAAGCUUACGCUGCCGACAAGCAUCGACUAUGUUUGGAUCUCUCAGUCCUGAACGGUUUAAUGGGUCGCACUUCUUAACACUUCCGUCCAUCCCCGAGACAGCCUCAUCCUGAUCUGAUCCAAACAGAUUCAUCAGUGGCCGAAUUUCGAGUUUCAUCGCCUUUUGCUCAAGUCAGCUGAGCUGUGAGCUGACUGUAUAUUGGUCUAAUUACUAUGUAUUUUUCAUAUGAGAAUUUCUUUUGUCUCUGUAAAUAAUGAAACAUCAAACCCCUUUGACCACUGCUCUUUGCAGAGAUGAUAUCACGAUUGUUUUACUUCUGUGAUCUCCAUCUAGUCUCUCUUUGUAGAAUGACAUCUAUUUUGUGAAAUGUACGUGAUCCAGUUUGGAUCUACAUAGUGUUAUUCUAAGUUUAGUAGUUUGUACAACUGUCUAGGAUGUUAUCGUGAAUGUGUUCUGCGGGUUUAUAGAGCCUUGGAUAAUUUUGAACGGGUUCAAGAUUAAUGAAGUGUACAUCAAGCUGUGAUCUGUUUGCGAUAGGUGUGGCUCUAAAUGGUUUACUUAGCAUGCACAAAUGAUCAUCUCAAUGUGCUAACAAAGGUUACUUAUCUUAUAUAUAAAGCUGAAUG
Cylicocyclus nassatus is the source of this 1039-nucleotide messenger RNA. NCBI's taxonomy places the organism in Eukaryota, Metazoa, Nematoda, Chromadorea, Rhabditida, Strongylidae. The record is from the annotation of a GenBank genome assembly.